UUCGGUUUGCCUCCUCCCCUUAUGCCAGUCUGCCCCGAAAAGGGACCAAAACAAUACGCAUUACAAAGAAAGACCACAGCAAUUUUAGUGAACCGUACAGUGCGGGAAAACGGCCGCAGCUCAGUGUCGCAAUCUCCAGUUGCUUUGCGAAUAUAUACUACAGUGAUCGAUUGAGAGAUGGUUUCGCCAGUGACAGUGGUGAAGAGCGAAGGCCCUAAACUGGUGCCCUUCUUCAAGUCUACCUGUGUCUACUUCGUCCUGUGGCUACCAACCUCAAGCCCUUCUUGGUUCAGCGCCCUCAUCAAGUGUCUACCCAUCUUCUGCCUGUGGCUCUUCAUGCUGGCCCACGGCUUCAGCUUCUUAGGUGCCCACUCCAGUGCCCGCAAGAUCCUGGCCGGUCUCAUCUUCUCUAGCCUGGGAGAUGCCUUUCUCAUCUGGCAGGAGGAUGGCUACUUUAGCCACGGUUUGCUGAUGUUUGCCAUCUCCCACAUCCUCUACUCCUCGGCCUUCGGUAUGAAGCCCCUGAACCCGCUUGCCGGCCUGGUGAUCGGCGCCAUUUCGGCCGUAAGCUACGCCCUGCUCUACCCCUACCUCUCAGGCCCCUUCACCUACCUGGUGGGGGUCUAUAUCGCCCUGAUCGGCUUCAUGGGCUGGCGGGCCGUGGCCGGCCUCCAGUUGGCCAAUGACCUGUGGACCUGGACCAAGAUGUCGGCAUGCCUGGGCGCUGUACUCUUCAUGGUCUCCGACCUCACUAUUGCCGUGAACAAGUUCUGCUUCCCUGUGCCGCACUCGCGCGCCAUUAUCAUGGCCACCUACUAUGCCGCGCAGAUGCUGAUCGCGCUCUCCGCCGUCGAGUGCCAGGAUGUGGAGACGGCAAGGAAGAUGGCAUGAAGAGGAGAGAGCGAGGUCGCGUCACGUGAUCAAGAAGAUGUGAACGGGGCAGCCAAUCCCCCUUGUUUUUGUCAUGGUCAUAUUCCAGAGACCGUUACCCCCAAACCCCCUGCUUUGGUUGUAGCGUGGCAUUCGCACACCCUUGUUACCAUGGAAACUAGUGUACUACCACCAGCCUGCCCCAUGGCUAGUGGGACAGUCAAAGACCCUAGUUACCAUGGAGACAAGUGCACUACUUUUAACCCUCAACUACUGCCCUACAGUUCUCGUAGAUACGUCCUAGUUACUAGAGAGUAGUGCACUACAACUCCCCCACCUCACUGCCUAGGAUUUUGGUACAGACGACCAUACAGAUCACCAUGUCAAGGUUUGUGUGUGGGUGCGUGUGCGUGCGUAUUAGGUUAGAGGAUUCAUACUAUAUAACCUACAGAUGAGUGUGAAUUCUCAUGGCCUGCUACAAUAAUAGCCCCCCCCCCAGUCAUUGGCUGCCCUCUCCACCCCAUUUACAGUACAAUGUGGUCCAAUAUUGCAAAUUCAAAAGGAUGUGUUUUCUGUGGCAUAGUGUCUUUGCAACUAUUUUAUCACCAUUAUUUAAUUUAUCUCUGAAAAGGGAGUUGUUAAAGUGAAUAAGUUUGCACAUCUCGACUUGUUAUGGGGGAGGUAGUGUCCCAUAACUGCUGUCUGUUCUCAUGUAUUUAGGUGCUGUUCUCAAAGUCUGGAGCACAUCCACCCUCCUUUUGUACUUCUGCUCACCACACUCCUAUUAGAAUACAUCCUCUCUCCUGUGUCUAUGAGCCUAUGAAAAUUGCUGUGAAUGUCUACGCACACACACAGAGAGGGAGAGAGAGAGAGAGAGAGAGAGAGAGAGAGAAUUCGUGGACUUUUACCUAGCUAGCUGUUGCUAACUCAUUUGUCCUGGGAUAUGAACAUUGGGUUGCUAUUUUAACUGAAAUCCAUAUGCUCCUUCUAUCUGCUGGAUCUUUGUAGAAUUUUGACCCAUUUUGAGUCAAAAUCAUGUGUUCAGAAUCAUGUGUUCUCUACUCCGACAAUUAAUCCAAAGGUCCAAAGGUAAAAGGGAAAGCCUAGUAGGUUUUCUUUGAUUAAUCUCUCCUCAUUCAUUCUUCUUCGGAUUUUAUAUGACUGUUGGCAACCGGCGUUAAGGCUCAUGACCUCCAUCAACUAGGCUGGAGUGUGGACCUGGUUCAUCUUUCAAUCACUCACGUGGGUUUGUAUGCUCCUUCAAACCAAAGAGUAGAUGGGAGAGGCAUGACUUGCCGCGCCAAAUAGAACCAAGUUCUAUUUUAGUGCCUGGCUAUGCAGAUGGCGUGCGUGAGCAGUUUCGAUGAAAUGAUUGAAUAACGUGUAUGUGUACAUUUAUUUAGCAACAGUCGCGCACGCAACCUGGCCGGUUUGGUCAGCAUGUGAGAGAAUAUCAUUUGAGAGCGCCUGCUCUAGUAUUUUACCACAGUCAUUACUGAUCACUCAAAAGGCUGGUCCCUUCACUGCGGUCUAAGGGGAACAUUUUUCUUAGAUCUGUGUGCGUAUGUGUUUCUCUGUGUGUGUGUGUGUGUGUGUGUGUGUACCCUCUGUACCCGAGGCAUCUCACAGUGUUCCUCCUUCACUGUUUAUGUUACCCUGAACACGCACAAACACACACCACCUAUACACGCUUCCUUCAGGUCACACUUCAUUACCCCCAGCUCCUGCUGGUUUGGUUAUUAGAAGAAGCUGGUGGUGCCCUUAUUGCUGGAACAUUUUCAGCUACCAACUGUGUGCCUUUGGCCAUAUAAAGUGUCACGAAAGGGACAUGUUGGCUAAAGCCAGUCCUUGUUUUGUCUGCAGCGCUUGGGCCUUCAGAGAAGAACACUGCCCUAGGACACCCUGGUCCCUAAGUGUCCAAACACAGCCCAAAAAAGAGAGAGAAGACUGGCCAAUGGUUUCAUUAGCACAAGGGAACAAUUAUACCACUCAAUCCCGAUUGGUUACAUCCCCCGAGAUAGAUAUGCAGCUAUGACCCUUAUCUGUCAUGGUGUUUUUCUCUGUUGCACCAGCUAUAGGGCCCAUCUUUGCUGAGUUAUUGUGCUGUCUGUUUCAAGCAUAUUGGCUGAAAAGAUUUCAGUGUGUAUUUAAGACAUUUUUAGAAAACAGAUAGGUUGUUAUACUUGUUGCGUGUUGUUUUUGUGUGUGCGUGUGUACAGUAUGUGUGUGCGUGCGUGUAGGUGUGUGUCGAGAUCCCUUUAGGGCCGUGGCAGAAUUGCUGUGAUCUAUCAUUUUGGCUUGAACAUUGGCUAAAUGUACAUCACACCGGCGUAUUCCUAUUUUGUGAUAUUUUCUCAAAAUCCUUUGGCAUUUUCUCUUCUUCUCUUCAGUCCACCAUCUUCCUAUUAAUGGAUAUUGUCUGUAGUAUUUUCACCUGCUAUUACCUUUUCCCUUGCUGUCUUUUUCCUUUCUAUGACCCCGUAAUCAGGGAUGACGGAUUAAUGCCAGGCCAUUUUUAUGUAUGUAACGUUUUCCCAGCUAGCACAUAACGUUCUGAGAACCAUAUGUUUCUUAGAGCUUGGUGAGAGAGUGAUUUGUUGUUUAUUUUGCAUACAACUUUCUGGGAAUGGUGCAGGCUAGUUUCUUGGCUUUGGAACAUUCUCAGCACUUUUAAGGAACUUGACAAAAAUAGAUAUAUUUUCUUGGUAUUUCAUUACUUUAACAGAAUGUUUCCUAAAAGUUCAAACAUGGUUACAUUUAAUUUCAAUUUUGGUAAUGUUCUAGGAAUGUUCUCCAACUGGUUUGACAUUGGGAAUGUUCAAAAUUGUUCAACUUCGUUAAGAAACAACGUUCUUCGUUGGUAAUUUCAGUACUUCAGGCAUAACAUUUUACUACAGGUUUCCUCCUGGUUCCAUUUAAAGUCAUGUUCUCAAAUUGUUCCGAGAACGUUAAAAAAACUUUUGUAAUGUUCAGAGAACGUUCUAGGAAUGUUAUUUAAUAACAUACAUUCCAUUCUCAGCAUCACCAAAAUUCUCUCUAUCCUCAAUCUUGUUAAGUGUUUUCCGAUGCGUUGCCUGCGCCCACUAAUUGGCCACACCUGGUCUUAUUGAGCGUUUGUUUCAAUUGAAAUGGGGUCUGUUUGAAUAAACUAAAAUGAACAGAUUUGUAAGCGUAAAAAAAUAUGGCAUGCUAGCUCCAUCCUGGUGGUGUGGUGGACUAAUUCCUUGGAUAGAUUAUAGGUUUGAAUCUCACUGAUGCCGUGUCACAAUGAAAAAGAAAUGUGUUUGCAUGUUUAAUGCAUUUCCAUGUGUCCUAUCUGUGCAAGUAACCCACUUAUCAACUAACACAAAAUCAACAAAACAAUUCACAAAGUCAUUGGAUUUUGGUUAAAAGUUUGGUGGGGAAAAAAACAAAAUUCCCUUCUGUUGACUUUUUGAAAAUCCAAUUGGUUUCCCACGUUGAUUCAACAUCGUCACGUAGAUUUUUUUUAAAUUACUUGGAAACGUCAUUGAUUCAACAAGUUUCUGCCCAGUGGGAAAAGUCACAUUCAGUGAACAUUUGGUAUAGCUUAUGAGUGUGUAGGCUCUAUUUCUUUUAUACCGACUUUUUUUCAGCCCUGCAUCCCGCUAAAGGAUAUGCGUUUGAUUACACUUUUCUAUAGAGAGUGGUUGUUGUAUAGGGCCCAUAGAGUCUAAUGUAGCAUGAAGAAGGAUGCUAAAAAUGCAUGUCUUCUAUUGGUAUUGAAGACAUCUAUCUAUUGGCUAUUGUUGUUUAUUGAUAUCUAUUCAGCUACAGUAUAUGAAACUAACUGACAGUUUACUGGAAUAAGUAGACGAACUACUUAAAGAUGCAUACAAACAGUAUAUUGUAACAUAUAGUUUAUUUGACCUUUUAAUAGUUUGAAUUGGGAUAUGUAUAGGGAGUAUUUGAAUACUUGUGGAUACACAGAGUAUCCAAAUAUAUCGUACCGUUCUGUCCCACUGGGCACCAACUGGUUGAAUCAACGUUGUGUCCACAACAUUUCCACAAAGAAAUGCAAUGUUUUUCCUUUUGAUGAUGUUGAAUCAAUGUAGAAGAUUAAUUGGACUUGCAAAAACUCGUCAACGUACAGGAAUUUUAGAUUUUUUUGUAAACCAACUUUUAACCUAAAUAAAAUGGCAGUCUAAGCUGCAGAAGGGAUUACUGAGAGAAUAAGAUUCUAAAUGAGGGGAGGCAUGAGCUCCCCUUAAUGCAACAAAAGUCAAACUUUUAAGUAAACCAUUCUCCUAUUUGUUUCAAAUGCAAUUUUGUACUGUUACAGUUGUACAUUUUUAAAUAAAAGCUUAAACGAA
Messenger RNA from Salvelinus fontinalis (brook trout), 5201 nucleotides. RefSeq names its product transmembrane protein 86A (gene tmem86a). Lineage: Eukaryota; Metazoa; Chordata; Actinopteri; Salmoniformes; Salmonidae. The transcript has 3 exons. The record is from RefSeq and is a predicted model, not a curated record. Gene Ontology annotation, cellular component: membrane. The coding region runs from base 178 to 891 and encodes 237 amino acids.